ACCACCACUCUCUUUCCUUCAAUUCUCUAACCCAAUUAUUAACAUUAACUAGCCACGUUCCACUUUAAACAAACCAAACGCACCCCGUCCAAGUCCUCUUCUCGAUGUGACGUCGUUUCACCUUCCCCAGAACCACCACCACCACUACCACCCCCACUCACUCACCCACACUAUUUCUAAUCCAACAAACCCGACCCAAAACCUCACUUUCUCUCUUUCUCUCUCUAACAUGGACCAAGGCCAGCGCCAUGUCAGCGCCACCAGCGCAACUAACAGUCCCGUGCUCCGCUGCACCACCGUCUGCACUCUCCCCUUCGCGCGCCUCGUCGCCGCCUCCCGCCGCCGCCUCUUCCUCUCUGACUGUGCAGACGGUCGAUCCGACGACGACGACGGCGCUGAGUGCGGGUACUCACGAGCGGUGUUGGUCCUCGACAUGGUCUGGAACCUCGCCUUUGUCGUCGUUGCCGCCGGCGUCCUCCUCUCCACGCUUAGCGAGCGGCCGUCCACGCCGCUCAGACUCUGGCUCUGCGGCUACGCGUUCGAGUGCGUUCUUCAUAUGACUUUCGUCUUCUUUGAGUUCCGCGUCGGAGUUCGCGAUUCCUUUGCUCACACUACCUAUUGCAUUGUGAAGAAGCUAGAGCCCAUAAACACUCUGGCAUCGUCUGUUUGGUGGGUGUUUGGAUUUUAUUGGAUUGUUGUUGGUGGCCAAGCACUUUUGGAAGAUUCUCCGAGGCUCUACUGGUUAACAGUGGUCUUUCUAGCCUUUGACAUAUUUUUUAUUAUCUUUUGCAUUGGGAUGGCAUGUGUAGUUUUCUUUGCUCUCUUCUGUAUCAUCCCAAUAAUAGCACUAGCUUAUGCUAUGAAAAUCAGAGAAGGCGCAUCAGAAGAAGAUAUCAGGUCACUUCCUAUGUAUAUGUUUAGUCAGUCAAAUUCAUUGGUGAUGGUUGAUGACAACAAGAAACAGCUUGUUAACACAAAAGUAGAUUCAUGCAAUGGAAGCCAUAUGAGUGAACUUUCUCUCAAUCCAGAUGAUUCUGAAUGCUGUAUCUGCCUAUGUCCAUAUGCUGAUGGAGCAGAAGUGUACCGCCUUCCUUGUACCCACCAUUUUCACUGUGAAUGCAUUGGCCGUUGGCUUCGAUCAAAAGCAACCUGCCCGCUCUGCAAAUUUAAUAUCCUUAGAGGUGAUACGUUGGUUUGACCUUUCAGAGACAAAGAUUGGACAAUGGUAAUCAUCCCUCAAAACCAACAUGACACUGGAGAGCCAACACACCCGAGACAUUCUGCUGACCGCUGUUGGUAAAUAAAAAGUAGGAAAGGAAAUGACCCCUUCAGCUUUUACUGGGUUCUAGUCUUAGGAUUAGUUUCCAUAAAGCACUUGCAUCUUCAAGUGCAAAAUGUUCUUAAUUUUAUGACGGAGUAUGUAAAUAUUGUCCGACCGAGGAGAACGUCUCCCCAUAAGUUGUACUUACAUUAUAAGGGAUGUUAUAAAAACAAUUUUUCUGUACAGAA
This is a messenger RNA of Vigna umbellata (rice bean), 1509 nucleotides long. RefSeq names its product E3 ubiquitin-protein ligase At4g11680-like. Gene Ontology annotation, biological process: ubiquitin-dependent protein catabolic process; protein ubiquitination. Gene Ontology annotation, cellular component: plant-type vacuole. The record is from RefSeq and is a predicted model, not a curated record. Gene Ontology annotation, molecular function: ubiquitin protein ligase activity. NCBI's taxonomy places the organism in Eukaryota, Viridiplantae, Streptophyta, Magnoliopsida, Fabales, Fabaceae.